CUCAAGUCAAUACAUUAUCAAGAAGGGAAAGCGAACUCAUCAAACAAAUUCAAACGGAGGUCGAGUUACAUCCACAUUCAAUUCGCAAGUAUGCAAGCACCUUGGAGCCGAUACUUAGACAAAAGAUUGGACUACUGAUUGUCCUCUAUGAAUCGGUUCGAGAUGUGGCUUCUAUAUCAAUUUUAGAGGAGCAGCUGCAUGAUCUGGACUGUGGUGAAGACAACAGUGUCAGUACGGAGACCAAUCUUGGCAGCCCUUAAUUCAGUUGGGAGACGGGGGGGACAGAACAUCUUGGCGGCGUUUGAAUUUCGCAACAGUACUUUCAUUGGAACUCCAAGAGCGACAGCAUUCCAGUUACUUCUUUAAACUUUAGAUUUGUAUAGUUAGUGCUAUCUAACACACCAUGGAGAAGUACUCACGCUGGAGGGAUGCCGGUACAGGAAUUCAACCUUUUUUGCCACCUGUCCCACCAAGAUCGGAAACGACUGUACUUUCAGUUGGCACAAACGUUAUUCGCUUGCUCGUUGGUCCUGCUCUUGCUAUUGUGAGAGUCGCAGUAGUAUUCGUGCUGCUAGGCCUGUAUGUUCUUUUCAUCAGUGGCAUUGGUGGCAUCUUGUCGAUAGCUCCACCGCUACAACGAACAUGGAACGCGGUUUGGAUGAAGAUUUUGGCUCGAAUGGCCUUAUUUGUGAUAGGAUUUUACAUUAUCCAUUCAGAAAACGUAUCUGUUCGUAGAGGUCGUGGUCAUUCAGCUGGCAAUCAGAAGCAAGUUUCGGUAUCUGUAGGCUCUGGCGAUGUGAUCAUUGUCAACUCCAGCUCUUACAUUGAUAUUCUCUACUUGACCUUUCAAUUUUCGCCAUUGUUCACCCAGAUCGAUGCCACCACAAAUCAAGUAAGAUUCAUUACUGCACAGGAGGCUAUUGCACAAUGUGGAAAAUACCCUGAAUUAUCAGUGGAUGCAAAAACAUAUAGUCUGAAAGAGGCUUCUAAAUUGGCAAAGAAGCAAGGAUUGGGUCCUAUUGUUGUGUUUCCCGAAGGAACAACUUCCAACGGUCGAGCACUUCUCAAAUUCAUUCCUCUAUUCAAAGAUUUCUCUUUACCUGAGAAAGAGGUUAAAAUUCAUAUUUUAGCCUUGAAAUACGAAUACAACCAUUUCUCUCCAACCUACACCGUUGGAAACAAGGCUGUUCAUUUCUUGAAACUUUGCUGCCAAGUAUCAAACACUUUGCUGGUGAAAUGGCUCGCACCAAAUGAAUCUCCUUCAUCACCGAAUUUCAGUAUUGCAAACAUGAUUUCUACAAGCCCAACUGCAGCUCCUACAGCUGCCAUUCCCAAUGCUGCCACGGAUGCUGUUGCUAAUGAUGGAGAUAGCGUUGGUGCUCAGUUGUUGACACUUUUGGGAGGCAUCGCACGGCUUAGAAAGACAUCGCUUGGGAUUAGAGACAAGAUAGAGUUCUUGGACUACUACUUUCAACGCACUGGAGGGGUCAAGCCGAAUGUUAAAAAGACGAAGAAGAACAAAUGAAAAACACAUCGAAUAGACAGAUUUUAUGGCCGUUGCGAUUAUAGUAAAAUGUUGUUCUUCCUGAAUGUUAUACUACAAUGUCCGAGGGAAGUGAGUCGAGGGUGAUAUAAUUGUUACAGCACUAUAUGCUGGCUAUUGUUGCUUUGACGGAGCACUGUCAGUGCCUUCGCGAGCAGAUGUUUUGGUAUUCUGGGAGUACACAAACGAUCCCACAAUCAUAGCUGCAAUUGUAAAUC
Umbelopsis ramanniana AG is the source of this 1761-nucleotide messenger RNA. RefSeq lists its product as uncharacterized. Lineage: Eukaryota; Fungi; Mucoromycota; Umbelopsidomycetes; Umbelopsidales; Umbelopsidaceae. The record is from RefSeq and is a predicted model, not a curated record. The coding region runs from base 404 to 1525 and encodes 373 amino acids. The transcript has 9 exons.